Messenger RNA from Closterium sp. Naga37s-1, 1359 nucleotides. The record is from the annotation of a GenBank genome assembly. NCBI's taxonomy places the organism in Eukaryota, Viridiplantae, Streptophyta, Zygnematophyceae, Desmidiales, Closteriaceae.
AUGGAUGGUGCACCUACUAGUGCAUGGAUGGUGCACCUACUCGUGCAUGGAUGGUGCACCUACUCGUGCAUGGAUGGUGCACCUACUCGUGCAUGGAUGGUGCACCUACUCGUGCAUGGAUGGUGCACCUACUCGUGCAUGGAUGGUGCACCUACUCGUGCAUGGAUGGUGCACCCACUCGUGCAUGGAUGGUGCACCUACUCGUGCAUGGAUGGUGCACCUACUCGUGCAUGGAUGGUGCACCCCACUCGUGCAUGGAUGGUGCACCCCACGUCGUGCAUGGAUGGUGCACCCACUCGUGCAUGGAUGGUGCACCUACUAGUGCAUGGAUGGUGUACCUACUCGUGCAUGGAUGGUGCACCUACUCGUGCAUGGAUGGUGCACCUACUCGUGCAUGGAUGGUGCACCUACUCGUGCAUGGAUGAUGCACCUACUCGUGCAUGGAUGGUGCACCUACUCGUGCAUGGAUGGUGCACCUACUCGUGCAUGGAUGGUGCACCCACUCGUGCAUGGAUGGUGCACCCACUCGUGCAUGGAUGGUGCAACCCACUCGUGCAUGGAUGGUGGCACCUACUCGUGCAUGGAUGGGUGCACCCACUCGUGCAUGGAUGGUGCACCCACUCGUGCAUGGAUGGUGCACCCACUCGUGCAUGGAUGGUGCACCCACUCGUGCAUGGAUGGUGCACCUACUCGUGCAUGGAUGGUGCACCUACUCGUGCAUGGAUGGUGCACCUACUCGUGCAUGGAUGGUGCACCCACUCGUGCAUGGAUGGUGCACCCACUCGUGCAUGGAAUGGUGCACCUACUCGUGCAUGGAUGGUGCACCUACUCGUGCAUGGAUGGUGCACCCACUCGUGCAUGGAUGGUGCACCCACUCGUGCAUGGAUGGUGCACCUACUAGUGCAUGGAUGGUGCACCUACUCGUGCAUGGAUGGUGCACCUACUAGUGCAUGGAUGGUGCACCCCACUCGUGCAUGGAUGGUGCACCCACUCGUGCAUGGAUGGUGCACCCACUCGUCAUGGAUGGUGCACCCACUCGUGCAUGGAUGGUGCACCUACUCGUGCAUGGAUGGUGCACCUACUAGUGCAUCGAUGGUGCACCUACUCGUGCAUGGAUGGUGCACCCACUCGUGCAUGGAUGGUGCACCCACUCGUGCAUGGAUGGUGCACCUACUCGUGCAUGGAUGGUGCACCUACUCGUGCAUGGAUGGUGCACCUACUCGGGCAUGGAUGGUGCACCUACUCGUGCAUGGAUGGGCUCACAUAGCGGGCAAGUCAACGCUGGUGCUGCAGGUGUGUCCCUUGCCCCUUGCAGAGACACGAGGAGUAGCCGCAGCACAGCCUGCUGUGGCCACUUGA